AUGGCGGACGAUUCGAUGGAAGACGUUACACUACAACGCCGUCGCGACGCUAUCGAUCGGAUAAUUGCGACAGUGCAAGCGGAACGAGCUAUAUUGUCUAUAGCCUACUUUGGCGCGAUCACCGAUAUCGAACCAUAUAUAACGGCUGCAAACACGACACCCAAAUUCGUGAUGACCGAGGGCUGCAACGAUCCACUCAGCGGCGGAACAGCUGCCGAUAAAUUCAGCAGCAAUAUAUUUUUCAUUGCCGUCGGUCAAUUGUUGCGCAAUCCCAUGUGGCAGCGCAUGAACAACGUGCUUGGCGAUAUACAGAGUCGUGUGCGAGGGCUCUUCGUAGUGCCGCGGCAUAUGACACGUCGCCAGAUACAACUCAGUCAGUUGGGCGAGCACUUUGAGUGGUGUUGGCGUAAUGGCUUCAUCAAUGCAAUGAUUCUGGUGGACGACGGUAUGCGAAACGACACCGAGCACCCCUUCACCGUUUAUGGUUACGACCGUUUUCCACAUUUACAAGUACGCCCGAUGUCGGUGCAUGCCGUGUGGUUUAGUGAUAAACUGAAGAAUUUCCAACGCAGCAGUAUCCACACCAUUUAUCAAUACGAUCCACCGCGUGUUUUUCAAAUACAAAAAUCCUGGGCGGAGAAUGACGUGAAAACCGUCGGCUACGCGGCUGAAAUGUUGCAAGCAUUCGCGCGGGCACACAACGCUACGCUGGACAUCAUAAUGCUGAACAAUUCAAGUCGUUAUAAUAUUAUGAGCGUCAUUGAUCAGUUGCGGCGCGGCGUUUUGGACAUUGCAAUGAAUCCAUAUUUCUUUUAUCCGGGUGUGCGUCUAAGCUAUCCUGUACGCAUGUUGCAGUUUGCUAUUGUGGUGCCAUCCAACGGUGAAAUUGAACGUUUCCAUUACUUUGUGCGUCCCUUUCAAACGCAGACUUGGAUCUGCUUUUUGCUGGGUCUCUGCUAUUUGAGUUUGGUGCGUCGUCUGUCGGAGCGGUUAAGCGCCUAUUUGUACCCACAUCUGCAUCCCAGCUUCGGACGCGGUUGUCUUGAGAUUUGGCGUCUGCUGCUCUUUCUGCCCAUCAAUAUACCUAGCGAACGCAAGUGCUUUCGUUGGCAUGGCGCCGCCACAUUUUUGCUUACCGUUAUACUGGGCUUCAUUCUGACCAAUCUCUAUCAGGCUUCGCUCACCAGCUUUCUCGCCACAUCCGUCUUUCGUCCGCAACUAAACACAUUGAUGUCAGUGUUCGAGCACAAUGUCAGCGUGAACACCAACUAUAAUGAAAUGGAAUUCAUACGCAACAGCAGCAGUUUGCCGCGAGAUUUCGGUCGUCUGCUGAUAGCGCGCGAUCCGAGCGAUUUGCGUGACGAACUUUUCGCCUUGCGGCCACGCGCUUAUACCGCCUGUGUGGAUGUUGUCAACUUUGCUUUGGCCCAGCAGCAGCACAUGGAUCGAAAGCCGCUGCACGAGUGCGAGGAAAGAAUAACCACGCUGCCGUUCGGUUUUAUGCUGCCGCCACGCUCACCUUAUGAGCACAUCGUGAAUCGGUUCAUUUUACGCGCGGAGGCGGCUGGACUGACGGUCAGAUGGCUACGAAGCGCAAAUACUGACGGAUUUCGUGCGGGUAUCUUACGUAUGCGUGUAAGAAAUCUACCCCCGAAGCAACCUUUGAAUUUGGAGUAUUUUCAAUUCGCCUGGAUUGUGUGGUCCGUGGGAUUGUUGUGCGCUUUAUGCGGAUAUGCUUUGGAAAACCUGCGAUAUUGGUUGCAGCGGCAAAAGUCAAUAAUGGUGCGCUAUUGCAUGCGCGGUGCGUUGAAGAUUUUAGAAAAAGUUUGA
Molecule: messenger RNA, 1830 nt
Organism: Bactrocera tryoni
Lineage: Eukaryota; Metazoa; Arthropoda; Insecta; Diptera; Tephritidae
Exons: 1
Coding region: 1-1830 (609 amino acids)
Source: RefSeq, a predicted model, not a curated record